GUACUUUACAAAUGUGGUGUGUUCUGCAGGAGUUGUUGAAACCUGUAGCCAGGUUGAGUUGACAUUGUUUUAAAGACUAUAUUUUCAUCAUGAAUACUAAUAAAGAUGAGAAGCCAAGGUUCAGAAGUCAAGAUCUUCACCUUCUUCAUACUUGGAUGAUGUUAAUCAUGACUGUGCUCUUUCUUCCCAUCACUGAAACAUCUAAACAAAAUAUUCCUCGUCUGAAACUAACUUAUAAAGACUUGCUGCUCUCAAACAGCUGUAUUCCCUUUUUGGGUUCGUCGGAAGGACUGGAUUUCCAGACGCUCCUUGUAGAUGAGGAGAGAGGCAGGCUGCUCCUAGGGGUCAAGGACCAUGUCUUCCUGCUCAAUCUGGUUGACUUAAACAAAAACUUUAAGAAGAUUUAUUGGCCUGCUGCAAAAGAACGGGUGGAAUUAUGUAAAUUAGCUGGAAAAGAUCCAAAUACAGAAUGUGCGAAUUUCAUCCGAGUACUUCAACCCUAUAAUAAGACUCACAUUUAUGUGUGUGGAACUGGAGCAUUUCAUCCACUAUGUGGAUAUAUUGAUCUUGGACUCAACAAGGAGGAACUCAUAUUUAAACUAGACAUGCACAGCUUGGAGUCUGGCAGACUGAAAUGUCCCUUUGAUCCUCAGCAGCCUUUUGCUUCAGUAAUGACAGACGAGUACCUCUACUCUGGAACAGCUUCUGAUUUCCUUGGCAAGGACACUGCAUUCACGAGGUCCCUUGGGCUGACCCAGGACCACCAUUACAUCAGAACUGACAUUUCAGAACACUACUGGCUCAAUGGAGCAAAGUUUAUUGGAACAUUCCCCAUUCCAGACACCUAUAAUCCAGAUGAUGAUAAAAUAUAUUUCUUCUUUCGGGAAUCAUCCCAGGAAGGCAGUACAUCUGACAGAAGCAUUCUUUCAAGAGUUGGGAGAGUUUGUAAGAAUGAUGUAGGUGGGCAACGAAGUCUGAUAAACAAAUGGACAACUUUUCUUAAGGCGAGAUUGAUUUGCUCAAUUCCUGGAAGUGAUGGGGCUGAUACUCAUUUUGAUGAACUGCAAGACAUUUAUUUACUCCCUACGAGAGAUGAAAGAAAUCCUGUAGUAUAUGGAGUCUUUACCACAACCAGCUCCAUCUUCAAGGGCUCUGCUGUGUGUGUGUAUAGUAUGGCUGACAUCAGAGCUGUUUUUAAUGGCCCCUAUGCUCAUAAGGAAAGUGCAGACCAUCGCUGGGUCCAGUAUGAGGGAAGGAUACCUUAUCCCCGACCAGGAACGUGUCCAAGCAAAACCUAUGAUCCACUGAUUAAAUCCACCCGAGACUUCCCUGACGAUGUUGUAAGCUUCAUAAGGCGUCACCCGGUGAUGUAUAAGUCGGUGUACCCAGUGGCAGGAGCACCUACCUUCAAGAGAAUCAAUGUGGACUACAGACUGACCCAGAUAGUGGUGGAUCACGUUGUUGCUGAAGACGGACAGUAUGAUGUCAUGUUUCUCGGAACAGACAUUGGAACAGUCCUCAAAGUUGUCAGCAUUUCCAAGGAGAAGUGGAACAUGGAAGAGGUAGUCCUGGAGGAGCUUCAGGUGUUCAAGUACCCAACAGCCAUCUUGAACAUGGAGUUGUCUCUGAAGCAGCAACAGUUGUACGUUGGUUCCUGGGAUGGAUUGGUUCAGCUCUCCUUGCACAGAUGCGACACUUAUGGGAAAGCCUGCGCAGACUGCUGUCUUGCCAGAGACCCCUACUGUGCUUGGGAUGGAAAUGCUUGCUCAAGAUACGCACCCACUUCCAAAAGGCGAGCUAGACGCCAGGAUGUAAAAUAUGGGGACCCAAUCACUCAGUGCUGGGACAUAGAAGACAGCAUUAGUCAUGAAACAGCUGAUGAAAAGGUGAUUUUUGGAAUUGAAUUUAAUUCAACCUUUCUGGAAUGUAUACCAAAAUCUCAGCAAGCCUCUGUUAAGUGGUACAUCCAGCGGUCAGGAGAGGAGCAUCGUGAGGAGUUGAAACCCGAUGAAAGGAUCAUCAAAACGGACUAUGGGCUACUGAUCCGAAGCCUGCAGAAGAAGGACUCUGGGAUGUAUUACUGCAAAGCACAAGAACACACUUUUGUCCACACCGUAGUGAAGCUGACUUUAAAUGUCAUUGAGAAUGAACAGAUGGAAAAUACCCAAAGGGCAGAACACCAGGAGGGGCAGGUCAAGGAUCUAUUGGCUGAGUCACGGUUGAGAUACAAAGACUACAUCCAAAUCCUUAGCAGCCCAAACUUCAGCCUGGAUCAGUACUGCGAACAGAUGUGGUACAGGGAGAAGCGGAGACAACGCAACAAGGGCGGCCCGAAAUGGAAGCACAUGCAGGAAAUAAAGAAGAAACGAAACCGAAGACAUCACAGAGACCUGGAGGAGCUCCACAGAGCCAUGGCUACAUAGUUCUCUAUUUAAUUUAAAGAGAAAAUUA
Microtus oregoni (creeping vole) is the source of this 2451-nucleotide messenger RNA. Its product is annotated as semaphorin-3D. The record is from RefSeq and is a predicted model, not a curated record. NCBI's taxonomy places the organism in Eukaryota, Metazoa, Chordata, Mammalia, Rodentia, Cricetidae. Gene Ontology annotation, biological process: semaphorin-plexin signaling pathway; negative regulation of axon extension involved in axon guidance; positive regulation of cell migration. The transcript is spliced from 18 exons. The coding region runs from base 90 to 2423 and encodes 777 amino acids. Gene Ontology annotation, molecular function: semaphorin receptor binding; chemorepellent activity.